Molecule: messenger RNA, 1811 nt
Organism: Diabrotica balteata
Lineage: Eukaryota; Metazoa; Arthropoda; Insecta; Coleoptera; Chrysomelidae
Source: the annotation of a GenBank genome assembly
AGGAUAACAUAGUUUGAAAUUUCGUAUAUAAGAAUAUCGCUCAGGCCGAAUUCGUCAAAUCGAAGAAUCAUGCAUUUAAGAUUAGUAAUAUUUUGUUCGUUACUAUACGUUGCAAACAAAGGGGUGUUUUCAUCCCCUGUAAGUGGAGCACAGUCCGAAGAAGAUGAUUUAAUAGUUGAAUUGGAGAAUUUGGGCAAAAUCCGUGGACAUAUUCUUCAAAGUUCCGAUGGAAACGAUUUCUAUGCUUUUCAAGAUGUUCCUUAUGGAGAAUCCAGAGCAGGAAGUAACAGAUUUAAGCCCUCAAACCCUCGUGGUCCAUGGGAAGGAGUAUUAAACGCCACCGAAAAUAAGAAGAUGUGUCCACAAGCAUCGUUUAUGAAUAAUUAUUUGAAAUCUGACUCAGAUCUAACUGAGGACUGCUUGGUUCUGAAUGUGUAUACACCAGUAAAACCCAGUUCCGGUAAAUCAUUACCAAUAUACUUUUGGAUUCAUGGUGGAGCUUUUCUUGUUGGUAGUGGUUCAAUGGACUCUUUUGAUCCGAAGUAUUUGAUUGAUUACGAUAUAGUAAUAGUAACAAUAAACUAUCGACUGGGAGCAUUUGGAUUUUUAACGACACUAGAUGACAGUAUACCCGGUAAUUUGGGACUUAAGGAUCAACUUUUGGCCCUUAAGUGGGUACACGAACACAUUCAUAAAUUUGGAGGGGAUCCCAAGCAAAUAACAGUAGGAGGAGAAAGUGCUGGAAGUAUGUCCACUGGAUUCCAAUUGUUAAGUAGAGCAGCUAAAGGGUUAUUUAGUGGGAUUAUCCAACAAAGUGGGUCACCCUUAGCUCGAUUUUUCUAUCCAUCUAACGACAGAGAACUGGCAUUUGAAUUUGGUAAAACUUUAAAUAGUUCAUUUACAUCAACCAAAUCAAGUGAUUUAUUAGAACUGUUGCAACAAGCAUCUUACUCAGAUUUACUUGAUGUUCAGAAUAAGUUUGCACCUGGUGGAACUGUGGGAUUUAUGGAUGCUUUAUAUUAUAAGCCAGUUCUGGAAGAUGAAAGACAACGAUGACGCCUUCGUUACCGCACCCAUGCAUGGUGCUGUACUAGACGGCAAUUUUAAUUUAGUGCCUAUUCUUUUGGGCAUCAAUUCCGAAGAAGCUUUAUUUUUCCUUAAUCAAAUGCAGAAUGCAACCCUUGAAGAAAGAGCCAAAUCAUAUGAUAAAAGUCCAUCAAAUCUUGUAGCAGAAUCCCUUAAUGUAGCUGAAGAAGACAAAGAGACAGUUGGCAGCAGUCUAAAAGGGAUAUACAAUUUUUCUUCAUUUGCAGAAGAUAGAAAUACGUUUGUAAAGUACACUAGUGACGAAGCUUUUACUCGAUCAAUAAUACGCCAAGCUGAAAGUGCCUCCCGAUAUGUACCUGUCUACCUGUAUGAGCUAUCAUGGUUGCCAGACAACAGUACAGAGAUGGGAGUACCGCAUGCAGCUGAUUUAUGGUACUUUUGGGGUGGAAGAACAAGUCCUUUUGACCCAAAUAGUGAAGCACUCCGAAAACCUCUUCUAAAAUUGUGGACUAAUUUUAUUAAAUACCAAAAUCCCACUCCAGAGUCGGAUGAAGAACUUCAAAACGUAAUUUGGCCAGAAGUUAAACCCGAUGCUGUGAAGUACUUAGAUUUAAAUAAUCAGUUCACAGUUCAAGAGAAUCCCCGAAAUUAUUAUAGUUUUAAAUCUUUGUUGGACCAUUACAUAAAUCCACCCUAUAUAAGUUAUUAAACUUUAGAAUAGAAAUACACAUACACCGAAAUAGAAAUAAACAUAUACAAACAUU